Molecule: messenger RNA, 967 nt
Organism: Austrofundulus limnaeus
Lineage: Eukaryota; Metazoa; Chordata; Actinopteri; Cyprinodontiformes; Rivulidae
Exons: 2
Coding region: 63-890 (275 amino acids)
Source: RefSeq, a predicted model, not a curated record
UCCACUAUUUUUUAAACGUUUACGAUCGUUGCUCCUGCUUUCCUUUAUUACCUGUCUGCACCAUGGCAGAUCAGAGGCUGAGCCUGCAGGCCCUGUCAGUUCUCUGCGGCUGCAACGUCGAGCUGACGAGUGGAGCCUCGCAGAUCACCCCCCAGGAUUUUGUCAACGUUGUAGCCCUCAGGGAGUUUUACAAACAGGAGGGAUUUCGAGAGCUGGAGUACCCGAGCAUAGGUACUCUGUCCCUGCAGGACGAUGAGGACUUGUACAGCAGCCCCGCGGCUCUGACUGAGGGACCUGGGGAGAGCCUCAAACAAAUGGUGAAGAUCAACCCUGAGGACUUCUUCCACCCUCAGUAUGACUAUGAUUUCACCAAAGUUAAGGAUGGUGAUAAGACAUUUCUGCGUGGUAAUGAGAAGUAUGUUCGUCCCUGCGGGUGGAACCGGGUGGCCCUGAAAGUCCUACAGAAAUAUGAUGAUGGGGAUUCCUGGCUCGGGACCGGGAAGGACGCCUGGCCUGUCUCCUACCAAGGACAAAACAUGGACGGCUCCCUCGGCAUCAUCCUCGGCCGCGAGAGCCAAGCGGAUGACGAGCCCAGUUUUCUGGAUGCAGGCGCCGCCUGCAUGGUCAACGUGGAGACGAGAGGUAGGGGCGUGUACUCCACACCAGACAUCAAGAUGGCGGAGAAGUACUGCAAGAUGUUCACAUCCAAGGUGGAUGGGAAGAAGUACAAGGUGGUUCUCCAGAACCGCAUCAACCCAAAGAGCAGGAAGGAAUGCAACAGAAAAGAUGUGUGGUUGGUGUACAUCCCUGAAGGCCACAACGACCUCCAGACAAAGGCCAUYGUGCAGGAAUCCCUCCGUCCGUACGGGCUGCUGCUGAAGCAGGUGUGAGUCAAAGUUCCAGCAGACAMAAGUUCAUGUUCAGAUACAUUAUCAGCACAGGAAAAUCUGUAUCAUCACCCGCUUCG